GCGCCACAUCGCGGUGAGCGUGGGUCUCCGGAAGGACACGGAGCAGGUCCAGACCAGCCGCUGCUGCUGCUACUUCGAUGCACCCACGAGGAAAGAUGGUGAAAGAAACUGGGUACUACGACCUGCUGGGCGUCAAGCCCUGUGCCACGAUGGAAGAGAUCAAGCGCGCCUAUCGACGGCUGGCCCUGAGGUAUCACCCGGACAAGAACCCCAGCGAGGGGGACCGGUUCAAGCAGAUCUCGCAGGCCUACGAAGUAUUGUCGGAUCAACACAAGCGGUCGCUGUAUGAUCGUGGCGGGGAGCGGGCCAUGAAGGAAGGGGGCUUGGGGGGCAGAGGAGGUUUCGGGCCCCCCAUGGACAUCUUCGACCUGUUCUUUGGAGGAGGGGGCCGCGCUCACGGACCCCGGGUGGAGAGGAGAGGAAAGACGGCCGUCCACCAGUUGUCUGUGACCUUAGAGGACCUCUAUAAUGGCGCUACUCGAAAGCUCUCCUUGCAGAAGAACGUCAUUUGCAGAAGCUGUGGGGGCCGUGGAGGCAGAGAAGGCCUCGACACGAGGUGCUCCAAGUGCCACGGCUCUGGCGUGGAGGUCAUCAUGCACCAGCUGGGGCCAAACGUGGUCCACCACAUCCAGACGAUGUGCUCACAGUGCCAGGGGCAAGGGGAGUGGAUGCGGCCCCUGGACCGUUGCCUCACCUGCAACGGCAGGAAAGUCACCCGCGAAAAGAAGGUCCUCAACGUUCACCUGGAUAAAGGCAUGGCCGACAGGCAGAAGAUCACCUUCCACCAGGAGGGCGACCAGGUCCCCGGCUUCGAGCCCGGAGACAUCGUCAUCGUCCUGGACCAGAAGCCGCACCCCGUCUUCCAGCGCCGGGGCAACGACCUCAUCAUCAAGAGGGAAGUGGCGCUGGUGGACGCCCUGUGCGGCUGCAAGCAGGUCGUUCAGACGCUCGACAACCGGAGGCUGCUGGUCUCCUCGCGGCCAGGGACCAUCAUCAAACCAGGGGAUGUGAGGUGCAUCCCCAACGAAGGGAUGCCUGUCUAUCGGAGCUCGACCCAGAGGGGGAAGCUGAUCAUUCACUUCCAGGUGAAGUUCCCAGAGCCCGGCUGGCUGCCCAACCACCAGCUCCGUCAGUUCCAAGCCUUCUUCCCCCACCGCGAAGAGGUCAUGGCCACCGAAGACACGGAAGAGGUGGAGCUGAGGGAGUAUUUCCCCCAGCCGGAUUUUGGCGGGAGGCGCUUCCCUGGCGAGGUCUACCACGAGGAUGACUUUGAAGACCCCAUGCGGCACAACGUCCAGUGCCACACGUCGUAGCACCACAGGCUGAGCCCACGUGUGGCCUUCCGGGGGGGGGGGAGGGGAACUCGGCUGCCCGGAGGGAGCAAGUGCGCAGGACAGCCACUGCCUUGCUCUGAAGCCCUCUGCGAGAGCAGGGGCAGGGGGCGGGGAGGGUCUACGCCUUGGCAGCCACCACCCAAAGAGAGGCGCAGGGGGGUUCCUGGCCUCCAGUGCCGCCCCGGGCUCACCACCACUCCCACCUGCUUCCCCCCUCCCACCAAGGAUACGUUGGGGUGCUCCGUGGAGCGGGUGCUGGACCUAGAGAAGCCACAGAGAGCUGUGUGUUCUGGAAUGCUGCGCUAGAGAUACCACACCCACACACCCAGGCCUGCUGGAGCCAGAAACGGCGGCAGAGACGUUUCCCUGGCAUACCUCUCCGCUUCCGAAGGCAGAACAGGGUUGUUUCAUGGGAUCUCCGUUUCAGAAUAAGAAAAGGAGGGUUCUGUGGCCAGCCAAUUCCCACUCACUCCAUGCUGGCUCUGCAUCCAUUCUCUCGCACUGCCUUUGCAGGGUUUGCUUCUUCGGGGUCUGCUGGGCCUUGCUGUGUAGAAGGUGGGGCAGGUCCUGGGUGGCUCUGGGAGAGGUGGGUGGUGGUGGUGGGGGGGGGGGGGCGGCAGCCCUCUCCUGCAGUUUCUGAAGCCUUUUGCAAAGGCCAUCGGCCAAACCGCUCUGGAGAAGCUGUGAGGCCUGGAAGGACGGAGCUCGGCUUCUCCCAGGGCUGCAGGCCGCUCCGCUCGUAGCAGCCCUCCGUCGGCUGUGGCUCUUGAGCUGCAGAAGGGCGUGCUGGGGGCGGGCCUGCCGCCUUCCUGCUCUCAUGGGCAGGGGCCAGCAAGGAAACCUCCCUGCUGUGCUGCAGAGGGCUCUAGGCUUCUGCCCACCCGCUGCCUGCUCGCCAAGCCAAUGCCCCGCCCGGACGUGCUCUGGUGGGCGAAGGGGCUGGUGAGCCCAGCCCCCGGCCUCACCCCUUGUAUUUCCUUCUGAUUGUCGUGUGUGCACACAUGGGCUGGUGGGAAGCUCUGAGCAGCUGGGUCCCUGAUGCAGCCUAUGGCAAGGACGGGGCUCUGUAAGGCACACGUGUGCACACACACACACACACACACACACACACACACACACACACACGGGGAAUUGGACUGCCCUGCCCCGGAGAGUUUCCUGGGGUGGGUGGGUGAAACGUGACCAAAGUGUUUUGAUGGAAGUGACUGUGUGGAUAAUUGCAGGCUUUUAUUGCUCUAGAUAAUGUGUGCCUGUGAUUUUAAGCAUCCAGAGGGUUUUAUAGUGAGGAUUAACUUGUUUGCCCUCACUGUGAUCCAGAGAGGCAGGUCGCUGCUGUUCCCAUUUUACAGAUGGGGAACUGAAAAAUAGGGCUAGUGGAAGGUGGCCAGCUAGGUCUCCGUCGCAGAGGAAAGGGGACUUUGUCCCCCACAAGCCUGUGUGAGGUUAGGGUUGGGGGGUUGGGGACAAGGGCUCAGGAUCUCUGCUUGUCAUUAAAGGGUGGAGCAUAGUAGGAAGGCGCUGAGGAUUUAAACCCAGAGGCACGUUCUAGGCCAAAAGGCAGCUGUUAGUAAGCCAGAGUUACCGAGGGAAAGAAAAGGAGCUGUUUCUAGUUCUGGCCCCCGAAGGCAGCCUUCCCGUGCCCUGGGCUGGGAAAAAGAUAGCAGAAAUGGCAGAACGUAGAGAAAUGUUUCAAAUCUAGUUGGUUUGCAGAAUUUAUACCAACUGCGGAAUCCCAUUUUUCUUGGCUCAGGAUUUAAUUUUUAAAAGGUGGAAUCAAUAUACACAGUCCAGGCUGCGUUGGCAAGAAACCCCCCCCCACACACACCUCAGGUGCAAAGAGCGCCAUGCAGAGGACGCUGGGUUAACAUCAGGGCUCCCCCCCCCCCACCGCCCCCUCUGGCCUCCGGAGCUACUAACAUCAUGCAAAAUCAAAUGCAGUUGUGUAAAAAGACAACCAAGCAACAUGAAACAUUAUCUGGUAAUAGAAUAAUGACAGUAAACUCAUCCAUAAAUGUUCAGCUCCAUGCCUAAGAAAACACCGUGGCGUGUGCCUGCCUGCCUACCUGCCUCUGGAGCUCAGCCUGUGGGGGACGGGGGCGUCUCUGGCCUGCAUCCGGCGUGAGCGUGAGGCAAAAUCCAUUCCACACCUGGCCACGGAGCAGCCGGGCCCUCCUGAAAUUGGGCUUUCAACUGGGGAGCCUGGCUUUGCAGUUCUUGGUUAAAAAGCCCCACCAGCCUGUUGCUCCGGAAGAGCACGGAGGGAGCAGGGCCCUCUUGCCUCUGCCGCGGCGUGGCUUGAGCCCUGCUCUGGGAAGGCUUUUGCGCGUUUCCUAGGGGUGGGGUGGCUGCAGUGGGAAUGGAUCAGGCCCAUUUUGUCCUGAAAGGAUUCGUUCUCUCUUGCCAUGGACUUGCAGCCUAAAUUAGGCUUUGUAAAGUUGGCAGCGUAUGCUAAUUUUUUACAUGCAGAAAGGGGGGGGGAGAGGAAUCCGCCCCCAUUAAUUUAUUUUUUAAAGUGGUUUUGACUCAGCAUCUCUUUUGGCAAUGCUUUGUAGGUGGAAUUAAAAUUAACUGUCAACAUCUGA
Elgaria multicarinata webbii is the source of this 3916-nucleotide messenger RNA. RefSeq names its product dnaJ homolog subfamily A member 1-like. Gene Ontology annotation, biological process: protein refolding; response to heat. Lineage: Eukaryota; Metazoa; Chordata; Lepidosauria; Squamata; Anguidae. The transcript has 8 exons. The coding region runs from base 78 to 1313 and encodes 411 amino acids. The record is from RefSeq and is a predicted model, not a curated record. Gene Ontology annotation, molecular function: Hsp70 protein binding; ATP binding. Gene Ontology annotation, cellular component: cytoplasm; cytosol.